This is a messenger RNA of Dovyalis caffra, 2913 nucleotides long. The record is from the annotation of a GenBank genome assembly. NCBI's taxonomy places the organism in Eukaryota, Viridiplantae, Streptophyta, Magnoliopsida, Malpighiales, Salicaceae.
AUGGUAGGUUUUGAAGUGGAAGAACUUGAAAUUGGCCAUGGGACUCACACCCUCUCAACCGCAGGAGGCAACUUUGUUCCUGGGGCGAAUGUUUAUGGCUUAGCAAAUGGAACUGCUAAAGGUGGUUCGAAGCUUUUGUUGAACUUCGCAAUGGGAAACGCCUCAAGCAGGGUAAAAGCUUUUCAGGAUCUUCACUUGAAGAUAAAUUUUAUCACCUCUUCACUUGCCAAUGCAUCUAUUAAAGACGCCAUGCACUGUAAGCCAGGAUCAUUGGAUCAUAAGAAGGCCAAGGGUAAAAUCAUGGUCUGUCUAACCAGCCGGGAAACUUCAAAACUGGAUCAGGGCUACCAAGCUUCUUUGGCUGGUGCAGCAGGGAUGAUUGUUUGCAAUGAUAAGGAAUGGGGUAACGAUAUCGAUGCAGAGCCUUACAACCUGCCAGCAUCAGAAAUCACCUACGCAGAUGGGCUUGUCGUAUUUGACUACAUAAAUUCUACUGAAGAUCCUCAGGGAUACAUUACUAGUACAAAAGCAAACUUGGGCCCAAGGCCUGCUCCAAUAAUGGCUGAUUUCUCUUCUAGGGGGCCAAGUAUUGUCACACCGGAGAUAUUGAAGGUUUUAUCAAUCUUACAAUGUCCCCAGUCUCUUCUGCGUCUCAAUAAGACCAAUUGUAACAAAUGGAAGCAUUCUAUGUUUGUCAGUGCAAAACCCUCAUUAAAAGAUGGCACCCUCAGUUUAAAUGGGAAAGAAGCAAUUACAGGAGUGCCUGACAAUGUCUUCCUUACACCUGUGACGGAUUCGUCAGCAUUCUUGGGGGCUACUUCCUCAGAAAGCAGUUCCAGACAUGUUUUCAAGCUUGGAGUUAUUCUGGACGUGAGACUACUAAGUCUGUUUAGAUUUAAAGUUUGGUGGAUGAUACCUAGAGUGGGGAAUUCAGGAAGUGACAUUCCUAUUGAAACCCAGAUGUUGCUGUUGGAAGCAAGGAAAGGGCAGGAUUUAGAUAAGUCAAAUGAUUCUCCUUCUUAUAUCUUAUUCUUGCCUUUUCUAGAUGGUGAAUUUCGAAGCAGCUUGCAAGGGAACUCAUCAAAUGAACUUGAGUUUUGUCUUGAAAGUGGUGACCCUGCUAUAGUUACUUCAGAAUCCAUAAGAGCCGUUUUUGUGAAUCACGGGAACCAUCCAUUUGAUCUAGUGAAGGAAUCAAUGAAUUUAUCCGAGGGAGGCACGCCAGCAAAGCUUUUGAUAAUAGAUGAUGGUUGGCAGGAUACAACUAAUGAAUUCCAAAAAGAAGGAGAGCCAUUUAUUGAAGGGUCACAGUUCGGUGGCAGGUUAGUCAGCAUUGAAGAAAACAACAAAUUUCGGAGAACAGCCAACGAAUCUCUGGGUGAUGCACCGAAUAAUCUAAAACAUUUUGUUGCAGAUAUUAAGAGGACUUUUGGCCUUAAUCCAUGGGACUUGAUGAUAAUAGUAGACAGGGAUGGUGCAGAGGAGUUCAUAGCAACUGCCCUUCAAGCAGACCAAGUGCACAAGCAUCAGCAUAACUUCCAUCUUAAUGUUCUUCCUCUCUUGAAGUACGUCUAUGUAUGGCAUGCCCUAUUGGGAUAUUGGGGAGGUCUUGUUCCCAAUGCUCGUGAAACUAAGAAAUAUAAUCCCAGAUUAACAUACCCACUGCAGUCGCCAGGGAACUUGGCAAAUAUGAGGGAUCUAUCCAUGGAUUGUAUGGAGAAGUAUGGUAUUGGUGCAAUUGAUCCUGAAAGAAUAUCUCAGUUUUAUGAUGAUCUACACCGCUACCUUGCUUCACAGAAUGUGGAUGGGGUUAAGGUUGAUGUUCAGAAUAUACUGGAAACUAUUGCAAAUGGUUUCGGAGGCCGAGUCUCACUUACCAGACAUUUCCAAGAAGCACUUGAGAAGUCUAUAGCUGCCAACUUCCAAGACAACAGCAUUAUCUGUUGUAUGGGUCUGAGCACAGACUCCAUUUACCACUCAAAAAGAAGUGCUAUCACACGGGCCUCUGACGAUUACUAUCCACAAAAUCCAGCCACACAGACGCUGCACAUAGCUGCUGUGUCUUUUAACAGCAUAUUUCUUGGUGAAGUUUUUGUUCCAGAUUGGGAUAUGUUCUAUAGCCUCCAUGAUGCAGCUGAAUUUCAUGCUAUCGCAAGAGCUGUAGGAGGGUGUGCUGUCUAUGUCAGUGACAAACCUGGUCAUCAUGAUUUCAAGAUACUUAAAAGGCUUGUACUUCCUGAUGGAUCAGUGCUUAGAGCUAAAUAUCCAGGAAGACCAUCAAAAGAUUGCCUAUUCAUUGAUCCAGUUAUGGAUGGGAAGAGUCUUCUGAAGGUUUGGAAUUUGAACAAAUGUACUGGAGUUAUCGGUGUGUUCAACUGCCAAGGAGCAGGAAGCUGGCCUUGUCUGGACAUCACAAACCAUAAACAUGUUACUGCAGAGAUAUCUGGAGAGGUUUCCCCUGCUGAUGUUGAGUAUUUUGAAGAGGUCUCUGGGAAACUGUGGACCGGAGAUUGUGCAAUCUAUUCUUUCAAUAAAGGAUGGCUGUCUCGGUUACGGAAGGAAGGAAAGUUUGCUGUUGGAUUAAAAACUCUGCAAUGUGAUGUCUUCACCAUAUCACCUAUCAAGGUUUACUAUGAGAAGAUUGAGUUUGCAGCGAUUGGAAUGAUGAACAUGUACAACUCUGGUGGAGCCAUUGAGUCAGUUGAACAGCCUAGUGAUUCAUCUAGCUCUAGUAAAAUACAGAUCAAGGGAAGAGGGGCAGGCAGUUUCGGUGGAUACUCCAGUGUGAAGCCAAAGUCUUGCUCUAUAAAUGGAAAAGAUGAAGAAUUUAUAUACAGAGAAGAGGAUAAACUCCUGGUAGUAACCAUAAUUCCCUCCAAUAACAGCGGUUGGGACAUGGAUAUUUGGUUCUGA